Messenger RNA from Amoebophrya sp. A120, 7749 nucleotides. The record is from the annotation of a GenBank genome assembly. NCBI's taxonomy places the organism in Eukaryota, Dinophyceae, Syndiniales, Amoebophryaceae.
AGGAGCUACGUAUAAAUACAAGGCCCAAGAACAAGAACGAUGUUGUAUAACGUUUUGGUAAAAACGUAGCAUGAAGAACCUUCAUUAGAACGGAUCCCGUUCUUCUAAUAUAUGCUCCACAUGUGACAUCACGCAGCGGAUCCCGCUGGUUGUCUCAGUUUCGACAAGCAUGAUUUAUUUCAGUAAAAAUCUCGUUCCUCACAUAUUUCAACUUCUAUCUCUGCUCCUAUGCACGGUGUAGUUCAUCUUUCACGACAGAAAUUUCAUUUAACUCCAAAGCGCCUUAUGCUAAAAACAAUUCAAAAUGAUUUCAAAAGGAAUUCAAAAAGACGCACUUUUCAUUUUUCCGUGAAAUUGAGCGGGGCUUGGGUUUAUUUUUUCGGAUGUGCGGCUUCUUUUUUUGGGGUUUAAGUGUCGUCCUGUGUCUAGCGGCCUAGUGCAAUCGACAUUGGGCAGGGCGGAUUGGUAAAUGCGCACUCAGUUGCGGGAGUGGGUGUCUGUUUCGGGUAUGUGGUUGGAUAUGAUGUUCCCCGGAUUCGUGUGUUGUUUUGUGCACCUGCCGUGCCUUGCAGCGAAUCGCCCCCACGCAUGCCCAGGACCCAGGCUCGCAGCUCGGGCUCCUCUAGUACCUCUGCGCUAGGGACAAAGACUGUGGAAUCCCUUCUGUUUCGUGUUAUUGUUGUCGGUACCUUGGGGCCAUGUUUUAAGCCAGCUGUUGGGGCGCUUUUUGUGUAAAGGCUUUCAUUCGUGAUCGCUUCCUGCCCCUCUUCCUUUCAGGGUGUUGGGGUAUAGCUUGCGGGGCAUUGUUAGGGUCGACCUUCACACCGAAAGGCUUCUCGACAGCGCUUCGGAUGGGGGAUUUCGUACUUGAAGGGGCAUGCAGUAAAGCACGCCAACUCAAGAGGGUCCAGGUCUUGAGGAAUCUCCCUUCGCCAGAUUCAAAAAAAAGUUGGAAAUAAGUUGGAAGCCAACUUUUUUCUGUUUCCCAUACUAAGAAUCCCUGACCCAACUAAUUUUGAACUUGUCUCCAACUUAUUCCCAACUUUUUUUUGAAAUUGCCCAGAUCCGCCAAUUUCUUUUUGAAUUGUCUCGGGGCCGCCAAUUUCUUUUUGAAUUCCAUCAACCCCGCCAAUUUCUUUUUGAAUUCCGUUCAGGUCGCCAAUUUCUUUUUGAAAUUGCCUAGGCCCGCCAAUUUCCUUUUGAAAUUGGGCACUCUGCGUGAUCGCUCUGGUAUUGGUGUAGUUCCUCUACUCCUGCGUGAUCGCUCCUAUGCACGGUGUAGUUCAUCUUUCACGACAGAAAUUUCAUCUUUGGUAUUCGUCAUGUACUUGGAACUUCGGGAGCCAGCCUCCAGUAAAGAGCGUUUUUUUUUCGAUUUCAAAAGAAGUUCAAAAAUCGUUCAAAAUCCUUUUAAAAUGCGUCCACCGAUGAGGCUAUUGGUUUGAACGCAUUUUGAACGGAUUUUGAACCGAGUUUUGAAUUUCGUUUUGAAAUUGAAAAAAGAUUUGAAUGACGUUUUGAAAUUGCCGGGAAAUUUGAAAUACGUUUUGAAAUUGCCGAGAAAGUUGAAAGACGUUUUGAAAUUGUGCUAGAUUUUGAAUCAUGUUUUGAAAUGCGCCUGUGUACUGAGUUUUCUUGCGAAUAUGGCCGCCAAGCUUGGCAGCCUUGGCGACAUAAGACUCGCGCCAUGACCCCACUCCCUAUCUGGUAGCGGCAUAGACAGCGUUUGCGUGUUUGGGUCUCCAGAUAGGCAGGGCCGUGUGGGGCCCACGCCUGUCGGCCAUGCUUGCGCUUCCAGCCGGCAAGAAGGCCGCCCGCGACGCGAGGCGAAUCCGCGCUCUUUGCAGCGUCUGUGUAGACGCAGCCGCGCGCCACUUUGGCGCGGGCCAUUUUUCCCGGUGUUUCAACGUAAGCGGGGCCUCUGGCUGUACUCCAUGGGGCUUCAGGAAUUGGGCAUCAAAGGCGCGUGCCCCGAGGAGCCUGCAGGUAUCUCGUUGCUGCCCUCGCUCUGAGUCGCAAGAGUAUUGGACGACCAUCCACAGGUGGGUGCUUCUGUGGCGUAGAACGGGUUGGGAAUGUUUUUUGUCAGGGAUGUGGUGUUGUGCAUCUCGGUCGUGUACACACUACGAACCCCUGACAUUUUGAAUUCGUUUUGAAUUUGUUUUGUAUUGAAAUUAGCGUUCGCAUACUUUGGAUUUAAUGCUCCUAUGCACGGUGUAGUUCCUCUUUCACGACAGAAAUUUCAUGGCGCGACGGGAGAUGAACAACAAGCCCCGGGGUCGGGCGACGUGCUACUCCUAGAUUCCUAGAAAGAAUAAAGCGGUAGUCCACCUUGAAUAAGUACAAAAAAGCGGUACUCAGUUCUGCAGUAUGCCAAAGUCGGGGGUGCAGCUUUUUUCCGGUGCCGACGCCAUCGACGAAUGGCACAUGCAGGAGCACGCCCAGGACCACGGCGACGCCAUCGUUGCCGUUUGGCGCGUGGGCCCGGACGCCAAGGACGCCGUCACAAAGAGCACGCAGUUCUGCCAGUUUUUCUGGGCCGCGUUCGUUGUUGUCAUCCACGGCGUCUUGUUAACCCUGUUUUGCGUGCUAGAGUACCCGCUACGGCCGGAUUACAGCGUGCUGUGCAAGGAGAAGUGGGAAAUGGAACCGCCGGAAGACUGUCCCACAACGGCGCAGAGAGAAGCAAACAACGACCCGAUUAUAACGGACGAAGACGUGGCAUUUUACAAGAUGGGCAACCUGGUCAUGAUGAUCAGCAUCAUCGUUUUUUUCGUCGCAAGUAUGGUUUCCGUGAUCUGGUGCAACUGCUACCGGAAAAGUGAGGAUUUGAAAAGGUGCAACCUAACCGCGUACGGCUUGGGGAUCGAAAAUUUCUACGUGACGGACAAUAAUUACACGGAUUGCACGGUGAUUUCUUUGAAGGACAUCCUCCACGUCGAGCCCGAAGUGCCGGUGAACGUAGGGUGCUGUUUCGGGGAAUCCAAAGCCGUGGCUUUACUCCUUCCCCAAGCCAAUCCCCUUCUACUGCUCAACCUGAUUGGCACCGACCACGGCAAGGACGGGGUGGGCGGGUUUUGCGCGAUCAUGUGCGAAAAGAGCUGUCAGAGGGUGUGCGCCGGGCUGAUUGAGGGGGCGCGGGAUGAGGGAGCGGAUUUUGACACGAGCAGAAUCCGCGUCACUUUGACAGACGGCGAAGCGCUAUUGUGAGGAAAAACGUCCCCAGCCCAGAGUUGUCAUGCAAAUGCGCAAUGACAGGAACACUUGUAAUGCGCAUCCCCAUGAGAGGCAUUCCCAAUCGUGUUGUUUUGGCAUUUGUCAUAAGUAAGUACUGUAAACAGCAUGUGGAUGAGAGAAUGGCUUUCUCAUGCAGCUUCCCUUGCUAACCACCACUACUCUGCAGAUGGAAACUUGUCAUGCACAACUCGCAAAGCCUGGAGAUUUGUGUUGCAGAUUUACCAACUUCCUUGACUACGGCGUGGGGACGUUUUUUCUUCUUGAUAAGCGCCGGUGCUGCGCCCCUCAGCACUCGGAUCCAGUAUCGAAGUGAAAAAGCCGGUUAUGUCGUUUAUCAAAUGUAAAAAUGUCUGGGUCUGGAAGAUUUCUAGAUUUGUCAUGCAUAUUUUCCAUGACCCAUGAUGUCUGUGAUGCAUGCCGUAGCAUCACAGAUUUUUAGAGCGCUUUGUGAUGCCUCUACAGCAUGAGAAAUGACUUUUCCGCGUAGCAAAAACUGGAGUCCUCUUGCUGGUCAUGCAAUACAAAUUUUUUCAGAAUCCAGAGACAGCAUCACAAGUUUAGAAUGUUCCAGACCCAGACAUUUUUACAUUUGAUAUCGUUCGGAAACAGACAUAAGGAGAAAAUGAUCUCGAACGAGAUGAAGAAUACCAAAGACAACCGGAGACAACUUGGUGCGGUGCAAAGUUUCGACAACCGGCCCUCGAUUGUCUCCCAGGGAGAAAAGAUACGGAUGACGGGAAGUAAGGAUAGUAAAAAAAAGAAGCGGAAACAGGAUAGCGGUCGCGAUAGAAAAACGUCCAGGGAGCGGAAUGUGCCGACGGUCCCCCCCAUGCCGCUAGAUCCCAUGAUGAUGGGAAUGAUGGGUGGGCGGCCGUCCGCGGCUAUGAUGAUACCGCCGCCCAUGGGCGGCCCUCCUAUGCGACCGUCCAUGGGGGGUCCCAUGAUGGGCCCGGGCCCUCCUAUGCGACCGUCUAUGGGGGGUCCCAUGAUGGGGAUGGAUCCGAAUCGACCCUCCUACAUGGGCGGAAUGAUGCCACCUGGCAUAUCCUGAGUAAAAACGUCCCCACACCAUAGUCAAGAUGGUGAUUUUGCUACACAAAUGAACAAGUUUUGGUUGUUUCGCAUGACAAGUUUAUACUCGUAGUGUAGUGCUCUUUGAGGUAGUGCAGCCGCAUGACAAAUCGACUACAUCAUCCUGAUUCCAGCAUCACAAACUCCCAGAUAGCAUGAGAAAAUGUCUCUCAUGGGGAUCCGCAUGAGAAACAUUUUGAGCAUGCAUUUUUGCAUGACAACUAUGGGGUUGUGGGCCUGGCUGUACAUCCCCGUUAUAGUGGUUUGCGAGUUGGAAGUUUGCGAGAAUCAGAGUAAGGAAUUGUUGGCAAAAAAAGCGAGGCGUUGUUCAGUUGGCAAGUUGGCACAGUAUGGCUGUUGGCGCAGUAUGGUUGGUUGGCGAGAUCAGAGUUGGGAUAUAGUGGCCGGGAGAUGAUGGUGAUGGCACUUCGGUGUCCGCCUGACCCACCCGCCCUGCGUGCCAAGCCAUCUGCGGCCAUGGUACAAUGGGGGGGCAAAGUGUGUCGCAUUUUGUUUAGCAUGACAACUAUGGGGUGGGGACGUUUUUACAUAGGAUAUGGCAUGAUGCCGGGAAAGGGGCCCGGUGGAAUGAUGAUGGCAGUUCCACCUCCGCCUCCGCAGCGGCCUUCGCAGGCCAUGUUUGGUAAGGACGUCAACAAGGUGCCGAAGGGCAUGAUGGCCAUGAUGAUCGACAAGGGGUAUCUGAUAUCAAAUGUAAAAGUGUCUGGGUCUGGAAGGUUGGAACUUGUGAUGCUAACUUUGGACUGUAAAAAAAUCUGUAUUGCAUGACCAGCAAGAGAGGUCUCGUUUCUGCUACGCGGGGAGGGCAUUUGUCAUGGGGAGUAGGCAUCAGGAAGCCCUCUAAAAAUCUGUGAUGCUAGGUCGUGCAUUACAGACAUCCUGGGUCAUGCAAAAUAUGCAUGACAAGUCUCAGAAUCUUCCAGACCCAAACAUUUUUGCAUUUGAUAGCUGAAAUUAGCCAGUCAGGACCCGCUCAUGCCCGGGGGCGUGAGUCGCAAGAAGAAAGGUCCCGUCUACCAGGAGCAUAUGAAUUGCAAAUAUGUCUGGGUCCUCUGGAAGGAUGCAAGGUUUGUCAUGCUUGUCUGGCAUGACUGAAAAGUUUGCGAUGCGUGUCCAAGAAGAAAUAACUCUUUUUUUUGUCAUGCAAGUACGCAGUUUGUCAUGCGGAAAGCGCAGCACUAAGCAGCGCAGAUAUCAAUAUUUCUGUUUCUCAUGUUUUGCUGUGCAUUACAGAGCAUUCGCUAUUCCCAACCCGGCAUAACAAGUUUCCAGUCCCAGAUGACAUAUUUGCAAUGCAUAGAGCACCCGGACUCCCUGAACAUGGCCGAUUUUCUCGCGAGUCAGAUGGGUAGUAGUACUAACACUGGUGCUCCUGCUGGCACUAGGUACACCGGAGCUGGUCCUGGGCCUCGUCUGAGCAGUCGGGAGCGGCGGCUGCAACGGACCAUUAGCACCGACGGGAAAGGGGGCCGGGUCAGCACGACCAUGAGCACAGGCAUCACCUCCGCCGGCUCGGAAGGUCCCAUGGUGGGGCCCAAGGGCGGCGAAGGAAAUACCUUCUUGUUCCGCGGGGGCAAGGUAUCGAAAUCGAAAAUCCCCCCUCCCCAUAUCAAAACGAAGUUUCUGAUGCUGGAUUUGCGUACACAAAUCAGAUUUGUGUUGCUGGAGAGGACUGCAGGCCCAUACUAAGCCUGAGUAGACAGGUUUUGGGUUUGGCCUAGACGCUUAGCAUGACAGACGUCAACGCUGUAGGUGCAACAGCAUGACAAACCGCCUGGAGAACGCGGCGGAGCCACCUGUGGAGUUGCCUUCAUGCAACACAGAGGCGAUUUGUGGUCACAAAUCAGCAACGCAAAUUAUUCGAAAAAAUGCCGUGUCAAUAUGGGGAGGGGGGAUUUUUCCUUUUGAUGAAAGGGAGGGUAUAACUACGGCGCGACGCAGUUGUCGGCCAGCGACGCGUAUCCUGUGCAAAAGCAUCGUACUCGUAUUGCAGUCAUGCAUUACAAAUCUUUUUCUGAAGGUAAAUCAGCAUUACAAAUUUUAUUUCUCAUGCUGAGGAAAAAUUUGUAAUGCAUUUAUACGAAUACGAUACUUUUGCACUGCAUAACGCGAGGUGCGGAGGUUCAGAAAUGUCGGAAGCGGAGCUAGAGCAAACGCAACAUAGUUCCGAUAUGCAUUACAAAUUCAUUGCUGAUAUCGAUCUGGGAGGUCUAGAAAUAGAACAAAUGGAAUCUUAAACCUGUGUUGAUACGGGUUGGGAGUAGUGUGUUGAUACCGUAUUAACGGGCUCAACAGCAAACUUCAUCCAACUCGUUCCUGAGCAAAGGGAAAUUUCGUGACGUAGCUUUUCAUUCACAGCGCUCUUUAAUUAUUCGUGUGUAGUGCGGAUUUUGCAUGACAGACAGACACGCUGCUGUUAGACGAGUGAUUAUUUUCACUUUAGCUUCAUUAGCGCGACUUCACUACUUCCAGACCCGGUAGCAUCGAUAAAUUUGCAAUGCAUAUCCGAAAGGUCCGCGCCUCGUGCAGAGAAGCAGCGGGGCCUCUUUUCGCUGUUUUUCUAGGCAACGACAUCAAUAAUUCUGGCGUCCUCGAGCACGUUAUCAACAUGUGAAGAAGAACUACCUCAGUUAGUAGCAAAACCCAGUUUCAAGAUCAAGCCCCGGAAACAGGUUUGACCGCACCACGUCGUGUGCUGGUGGAAGAGAGAAGAAGCACCAUGUAUAGAUUUUUGUUGAAUUUUUAUGCUCCUAACUAGAAGACUACAAUUUCAUCAUUUUAUACUUACACUUCAUAUGGCAUUUGUCUGUUGUUUUCUUUUACAUUUACCUAUAAAUAUUUUACAAACCACAAAGCACAUCGCCGCCCAGCGCGUGACAUCAAGAACGAGAUCGCUUUUCGAUUACAGAAUCACACGCAAAAACAGCAAGGAAGCUCUUUUCGCUUCAUUUAAGCAUCGAACAGCUUUUUCUUCUUAUUCGAUUUUACAAGUAACACAGAAAUUCACUUUCCAUUUUCACAAUUUUAGAAUUUCAUUACAGAAGCCAGGGAGAAAAAACAGAGGAAGACCUGCAUGUGAUCCGAUAUGCCUGGUCCUCCUGAGAAAAGACGUAGCAGAAAUCUUGUUUUAUCCUUUUGAAAUUCGAGUACAAAUUUUUUUUGCUUCCUUGUGUCUUGUUGGACAUGUGCCUGUUAUCGGAGGCACGCACCAAGUGCAGCAGAUGGUUGCUUCUGUUCAGCCACUUGCCGUAUGGCAUCGGUUUCAUUAUCAUUUUCUUCACAAUACGCUGCUGCAUUGCAUUACUCUGUGCAUCGGUCCACAGUCGUGGUCGUGUUUUUCGCUGUGCACAACGACCUCCAGGAAGGUGUGGUUGCCGCCUCGCAGGGUCCCGCGUCUGGCAAGCCUUCGCAGGUUCGUCC